Messenger RNA from [Torrubiella] hemipterigena, 4524 nucleotides. The record is from the annotation of a GenBank genome assembly. Lineage: Eukaryota; Fungi; Ascomycota; Sordariomycetes; Hypocreales; Clavicipitaceae.
CAGCCAUCCUCCCGUCUCGGCGUGUCAAUUGAUUGCCCACCAUGGUUCUCCCCAUCCUAAGAACCCUCAGCGACUGCGCCGACUACCACAAGACCAUCGAGCCCUAUCUUCCGCAGCUUUACACGCUGCCCCAGAAGCUCGUCGACAAUGGCGCCAGCAUCGAAGGUCUCCAGCGAAUCUAUGCUGAAACAAACCCCUUCAUGUUUGCAUUCAGCAUGUCCGUCUUUAUCGGCGCGGCGGCUUUGGUUGGCUCGGAAAUCAUGAGAAAUUACUCGCAGAUUGACUGUCUCUGGAGCAUUGUGCCCAAUCUCUACAUUGUCCAUUUUGCGGUCUGGGCACGUGUUGCUGGUCUCCCUCACUCCCGUCUGGAUCUCAUGGCUCUCGCAACUACCAUUUGGAGUAUCCGUUUGACUUACAACUACGCACGAAAGGGCGGAUACAACAUUGGCGCCGAAGACUACCGAUGGAAAAUCAUCAUGAGCAAGGUCAACGGCUUCGUCUUCUUCAUCUUUAACGUUACCUUCAUAUCCUUCAUCCAGAGCAUCUUGCUCUUCCUCUUCUCCGGCUCGGCUGCCUACGUCGUCCUUCUCACAACCCAGUUCGAGCCCGAAAUCACAACUGCUGACAUGGGCUACUUUGGUUUCAUACUUGCCCUUGUCUUUAGCGAAUGGGUCAGCGAUGGCCAACAGUGGAACUACCAAACCGCCAAGUACCAGUAUCUUGAGACUGGAAAGGUUCCCGCUGGAUUCACCAAGGCUGAUCUGGAUAGAGGAUUCAUCACCUCCGGCAUGUGGGCGUACAGCAGACAUCCCAACUUCUUCGCUGAGCAGGCCAUUUGGUUUGUCUUGUACCAGUGGAGCUGCUUCGCUUCCAGCUCUCUCUACAGCUGGGCUGGUGCUGGUUCCCUCGCCCUCAUUCUGCUCUUCCAGGGCUCGACAUCCUUCACCGAAUCCAUCUCAAGCGCCAAGUACCCGGCCUACGCAGACUACCAGAAGCAGGUUGGCGUUUUCUUCCCCACGUCAUUCUCCGGCUACAAGCCCAGUGGCCCCAAGGUUAUCCGCACCAGCGAGUUGGCCAAGAAGGCGAAGAAGAACUAAGCAUCAGUAUGGUACGGUGGAUUGUGUAACGAACUGGAUAGUCUAUUGUAUCUUUAGUCUAUGAUCUUUAUCUCUAAUCUAUACCCUUUUUACGCGCAAUCUCUUAAAUCACUCAGUUUAUCGGCAUAAAACGACGGGACUGCAAUCGCAUCCUUCUUCUGCCAAUCUUCUUUGCUGUUGACACCCGUCAGCACAUGUAGAGUUCCUCCCAACUUGCCCUCGACACCAAACUUGAUGUCUGUGUUGAGUCUGUCACCAACCAUGCAGGUUCUAGCUCUGUCAAGCUGGAACUUGCCCUCAACGGCAUCCAUCAUUGCUUGACUGGGUUUACCAAGUGCGAGGGGCUCUCUGCCAAUGGCAUUUGUGAGAGGGAUGACAAUAGAUCCAGCACCAAGGAAGAGGUCCUUAUGCAUGGGGAGCGUGGAGUCGAGAUUGGUUGCGAGGAAGAGAGCGCCUUUACGCAGGUAAUGCAGUCCGUGAAUCAACUUGAGGUAGUUGAUGUGGAAAUCCAAGCCACAAAGAACAACUCCAACCUCGGGAUCAAGCAACGAGCCAUCCGCCAGUCCGGCAAAGUCUUCUGGGGUGACAUCUCGGCGCAUCGCAGGAUCUGUGCCGCCGAUAAAGGGCACGCCUUCGGAAGCGAGUUCCUGUUCCAUGCCCGCCUCACCAAUGGCAAAGACCUUGUUUUUGCCCUCGGGAAGCUUGAGGAUGCGGGAGAUGUAGAUGGAAGCGGAGUAUGAGGAACCAAAAACGUCAUCAGGUGUGCACUCAAUGCCCAUGUUAGCCAGCUUCUUGACGUAAUCUUGGCGGGACUUUGUCGAGUUGUUUGUUACGAAGACUGUGCGCUUUCCUUUGGAGCGCAACAGCUCUAAUGUUUCCGGAACUCCCUCGUAAACAUGGUCACCUGACCACAGGACGCCUAUAUCAUAAGUUAGAGGGACAAUAUUUGACAUUGGCGAUCGGCACACAAACCAUCACAGUCGAACAAGAAGGUCUAUUUGACGUCAGUAUGGCUGCUUCGGCUGGAGCGGGCAAGGUCUACAACCACGUACGUCAAACUUAUCAAUGAAUUCUUUGAUUCCUUGGCCGUUGCCAGUUAAAUAUUUAGGCUCUGCGCUCAUUGCGACGUUAUAUCGGCAGCAGGGAAGUUGGAUGAAGGCGACGAGAUAGGCUGCUUACCGUUUGAAAUUGGUGAGGUUAUGUCCACCAAUUAGCGCCGAUAGCGGGGUUUGGACAAAGGACGCUGUGCGUAAGAAAUGACAAUAGUAAAACGAGUAUUGCACAUGAUGGUAUCAAAAUUAAACGUCUUAUUUUAAUUAGAUAAAUUCAAGUUGUAAAAUUUCUUCUUAUUGGUCCUCAAAACACGCCGGGCAAAUCUUGGUGGUGGCUCUGCCGGGUAGCGCCUCCAGACGUCAUCUGUGACAUAACUCUGCAUCUUCGCCUAUAGCCCACUGCAUCGCAAAUGUAAUAUUAACGAGAUACUUUUGCCUAUAUGCAGCCUAGAAUGCACGCGUGAUCAUCUGGAACGCCUUUCGAAACCUUUUUCCAGUUGCAGGCCGCUCGACUGACGCUUCUACAAUGCUCCGAUAUGAUCCGAAGGUACAGGCGACAGCUAUUGUUACCAGCAUUGUUUAGCAUUUGAAAUCCUCUGCUCUUAUCUCCGUGCCUGAAAAUUGCCAUUAUCUUUUAGCCACGUCCUAUUAUGGUGGGCUAACGGUCAACGCCACCCGCGCGGUUAGCACGAAUCGCGGCCCUGAAAAGCUUUUAAACAAAAUUUCAUUAACAGCAAGGCAUAUUCGGAACUCUAAUAGUUUAAUAUAAAAGACCUCGCUGGUCCCUGUUGACACUCUCCUUACUCUCUUAUCACCUACCUUUCAACUACUGCAACCUCUGAUAUCUUCUUCAGAAGACCACAGCUCGCUUCACACACUACCACACAAUUACAAAAAUACCCAAAUACACGCAUACACACAGAUACUGGGAUGGAUUCUUUACCAGCGUCAGUUACAUCUCCAUCUGACGGAUAUUUCUCUGCGGCAUCUUCAUCAGCUAGCAGUCCCGUCAGUACCCCGUCAAUCUACAGUCACAAAACAAGAGACCAACUCAAGUUGAUCCCGGUGUUGGAUCGGGAUAUACCAAAGCCCGAGAACGAACUCAAUGUUGCUGAAGCUUUAACGAGAAAGCCUGGACGAUGGACAGUCCAGGGCCAAAUGAACGCAAACCAUCAACGAGAAGCGACGAUUGCUAUGACUAUACGCGAGAGCGAAGAAGAGUCUCGGAGAUCUUUUGAAAAAGCAAAACUAGAGCUCCUAGAUUCUCAGAAAAGUCUUGCUGCACGCUUUGGACGUCGGUAAUCAGGCUAUCGCGUUUAGGUUAUGAACUUUGGUAAUAGAAUGAGUUAGAAGCGAUCAGCCCUCAGAAGCGGGUAGUGAUCGAAACAGGCAACUGUAUUAAGAAGGGUGUCGGAACUAAUGUAACUUUGAAGGUUUUAUUUUUAGUAUGGCGUAGUAUCAGAUGUAUAGACUUUGGUUUUUUUUGGCCGAGUUCCCCGCCGGCUAAUACCUCGAAUUCAAUCAUGCGGAAGACGGUUUUCAUACGUGAUUGAACAGAGUGGUUACAGACGGUCAGCAACAGACUGGAUGCGAUAUCCAAGAGUAACACCGUAUGAUACAGCAGCAAUGAAAGUGCCGAGGUUAAGCAGUGAAGAAAUGCCGUGGAGCAUACCAAAACGCUUCGACAGUUUCUUCAUCGCUUCGGAUUUCUCACCUGGUUCAUACCACUCUUUUCCAUCCCGCUUACCUGUGAAAUUGUUAGCAUAUAUGCAAGGUAGCAAUAAUAAUCAGACAAACCUUGACCGUAUCGGUCCUUCAUGACCUUGCGAGAGGCGGGUAGCAGAACAGUGAGGUUAAAGGCACCACUAAUGACCAUGAACCCGAUGGGCACCAGAGAAGACCAACGGUUGCCAUCGUAGAGUAGUCCAGAAAUACCGGAUUCGAAACCGAGAAGGAUAUUUCCAGGGAAAGUCAAGGCGAGGAUUACCGGCGCCGCUGCUUGAAUACCAAAGUACAAAGGGAAGAGCUUUGUUUGGAUGGCAGAGAAGACAGGCCUUUCAGUAUUCUUGAAGAGAACCGGGCUAUUGAUAAAGGUCUGAGGCAAACGAGAUGAUCAGUAUACAUCCAUAAGGCGACAAACAGGAAACGCACAUGAAAGAGUGAGGUGCCUAGCAAGGUGCCGUAGCUGCCGGGUGCCGUGUUAGCUGAGGCCUGUUUGGGCCUAUGGCCAUAGAAUUGGAGAUGCUGCCUACGUCAAAAUGUGGAAAGGGGCUGCUAAGUUAAGGAUAGAGGCAGCCAUUAUGACAAUUACAGACUUAUUGAUAACUUUGAUGAUCGAAGAAAUUGUCGCAGCAUAACCUUGGCAAUGCUUGAUG